AUGGGGAUCGAAUCCGGUCGGACGGGAACGAAUCCACGUGCGAGACGCGUUCCACCGGAGAAGGAGAGAUGCGACUCCCCGGAGACGUCGGGAAACCUCGGAAAUUCUCACCUCCCGAUUCUUGGAGGGUCGGAAGCUCCACGUUCUCGAUGCCGCGUCCUUUCCUUCCGUUUCCGUCGCGCCGUCGACGUUUGGAGAAGACGCAAGCGGUGCCACGUGCCGCACCGAGAAGCGUACGCGCUUCUCGAUGCGGCACGCGACGACCACCGAUGCGGGCCCGCGGUGGCCGGGCCGGGGGACCUCUCGCGGAGUCGAAGCGAGUCCAGAAUUUCUCUCCGUUCCACUCGUCGAACGACCACCGACGAUGGAAUCCUCGAUGGAGGCGUGCGGAGCCCGCAGAAGCGAGCCUCGAUCGAGGUGGACGAUAAACCGAUCGACUUCGAGUGUACGGCAGAGAGCGGCGACGGUCUGUCCCUGGUGGCGAACUUCCACGAGACGGCACCGCACCAGGGGACGGUCGUGAGGGGACGACUGGAAGUCUGUCCCGAUCCGGGAUCCAACGGGUACCUUCUCCUCAGGGUCUAUCCGGGAGUCUGCAUCCGAGACGGGGAGGAUCCCGUCGUGCCCCCGUGCCGAGGGAGAUCGUCGGGUUCCCGGGCGAACGCUCGCGAACGAUGGGAUUUCGAGCACACCUUUCGCAACGCGACGCUGAGGGACGCGUCGGAGCUGGAGGCGAUCGUCGUCAGGGCCGGCGCUUCCGUCCAUUACGCGCUCACGCUCCGUCAAGACGCCGCCGCGGAAUCCAAGCUCUGGCACCACGACGUCGGAUCCCCCGCCGAUCCGUCGAGCGACACCCGAUCCGGGAUAUAAAAACUCUCGCGAGCGCGACGAUCGAUCUCGUGCCCCACGAUUCCACGCGUUCCGAUCGUCGACCUUCGGGAAAGGAGUUCGCCUCCUCGCUCGCACGUCUCUGCGAACUCGUCGUGUGUCGUCUUCGAGAGUGACUGAUGGUGUCGAUUCUCGACACGAGAGAUAAAAAAGACGAAUCGAGUGGCACGUCUCGCGUCCGUCACCCCGAUCGAAUUCGAUCGAGAGCCCUUGCAACCUUCGAUCCUGUUUGCUUCCCCGAUGAAUAAAUUCUCUUCCCGCUGGCUA
Molecule: messenger RNA, 1155 nt
Organism: Darwinula stevensoni
Lineage: Eukaryota; Metazoa; Arthropoda; Ostracoda; Podocopida; Darwinulidae
Source: the annotation of a GenBank genome assembly